Molecule: messenger RNA, 631 nt
Organism: Chiloscyllium plagiosum (whitespotted bambooshark)
Lineage: Eukaryota; Metazoa; Chordata; Chondrichthyes; Orectolobiformes; Hemiscylliidae
Source: RefSeq, a predicted model, not a curated record
AUUUUUGUUUUUGCAGGCUGAGCUGUCGGGCCAGGGGUGCUGGGAGGACAGUGUGUGUGUGUGUGCAGGAGCUCGCAUUGAGUGCUCCUGUCCCUGAGGGGAGCCAGCCCUGUCCGCCUGUGUGUUUGGAACCCAGCCUCUGUGACGGUCAAACAGAACCAAGGCGAUGUUUUCAUUUGCAACCGUCCGCACAGGGCAAGGGGGGCAGCGACCCGGCUCUGUGUGUGUGUUGGCGAAUGGAGCUGUUCAAGUCACAGGCCGAGUACACACUGAAGGGAACUGACAGCUACCUGUCCUGCAGCCGUUCCAGUGGGAGCAUGCAAAUCAAGGCAGCUUCUGAUGUGGACCUGUCCAGUGCGGUCUGUCUCGGCCUAGUGGAGGGUGUCGUGGGCAAGUUCCAGUUUCAGACAAAUUUGGAGUGCUUUCUGAUCCUGAUCCAGCAGAAAGGCUUGGUUGGCACGGUGCCAGGCAGCCACAAGAUGUACAAGAUUACCAAAGUGGCAGUUCUCCCUCUGGCCCACACUGAGCCUUUUGGCCUGAAACUUGAGGUAAAUUCUCAAAGUUGGUGGGGGGGGGGGGGGGGCUGACCAGCUGGCGUUGUGUGGUUGGACUCUCGGUGCCCGCCUCCCUU